Molecule: messenger RNA, 902 nt
Organism: Pelecanus crispus (Dalmatian pelican)
Lineage: Eukaryota; Metazoa; Chordata; Aves; Pelecaniformes; Pelecanidae
Source: RefSeq, a predicted model, not a curated record
UUCCUGACUCUUCUGUAGCCAGAGAUGAGCCUGGAGAAAGCAGAGAAGAGAUCUUGAAGUUCACCGGGUGAAAAAGGACAAACCGAGACAUCGAGCCGGAUAAUGUCAAUUUGAUCUGGAGAUGGCUGAGGAGGAUCUCCGGGGUUCAAGCACCCCUUUCUCACUCUCCUUUUCGGGCAGUGGCUUUCUUGCCCUGUACCAGGUUGGGGUGGUGCAGUCCCUCCUGGAGCUGGCUCCCAAAAUCCUCAAGUCCGCGUGCAAAGUCUAUGGGUCAUCCGCCGGCUCGCUCAUUGCCGCCGCCGUGGUGUGCGGCGUCAGCAUCGAUGACCUAAAGGAAUUUUCCUUUGCCAUGGCAACGGAAGUCAGGAAAACCAUCCUGGGACCUCUCUCCCCCAAGUGCAGCUUGCUGGCGAAUAUCAAGACUGUUUUGCAGCAGAUGCUACCAGAGGACUCCUACCAGCUGGCUUCGGGGCGGCUGCACAUCUCGCUCACGCGGGUGGUGGAUGGCCAAAACGUGAUGGCCUCUGAGUUCAGCUCGAAAGAGGAGCUCAUUCAGGCUCUCCUCUGCAGCUGCUUUCUUCCUAUCUACUGUGGAUUCAUCCCUCCAUCCUACCGAGGUGUGAUCUUCAAUGGCAGCAUUCAGAUCUCAAUAGAAAACCUCUGCAGGAUUAGCUAUGCUCUCUUUCCACCUAGCACCAUGGUCUUGAAUGACAUUUUCUCCCAAGGGUACCAGGACACUGCCCUUUUCCUGUACAGAAACAAUGCCUUUGGCUUUAACUACUUUUACGGCAAUUUCCGCUUCGCCAGCAUGUGUGGGAGGAAUGACUAUGCCCAAUCCAAAAGGAUGUUCACCGGCCUAUGCAAAAGAUUACCGCAGUGUCUGGUUCCUUGCUUCCUGCCAG